AUGGACAUCGAGCAGAAGACGCCAGCUGCGGCUGUCACACUCAAGUCCGAAAAAGCCCAGUUCCUGUCACAAUUCACGGCCGAAGAUGACCGGCGCAUCAUGCGAAAGGUGGACCGCCGCGUCCUCCUGCUCAUGGGCAUCAUGUACCUCCUCAAGCAGAUCGACUUCACCAAUGCAGCAUCUGUCAAGGUGCUACAAGUCGGAGAGCUGAGCAACAUCCUAACAGAACUACACAUGUCCACCAACGACUACAACUGGACCCAAACCAUCUACUACAUCGGCCUCGUCCUCUUCGAAGUCCCCAGCAACCUGCUCCUCAAACGCCUAACCCCCCACAAAUGGAUGACGCGAAUCUUCCUAACCUGGGGUAUAAUCGUGGCCUGCCACGCCGCAAUGCAAAACAAAGCCUCCUUCUACGCGCUGCGCUUCCUCCUCGGCGCCCUGGAAGCAGGCUUCUUCCCGGGCCUCGCCGCCCAAAUGUGCGCCUGGUACCGCAGCGACGAAUACAGCAGACCCAUCAUGUGGAUGUUCGCCUUCCAGAACUGCUCGGGGAUCAUCGGCUCCCUCCUGGUGUAUGGCAUCUCAUACAUGGACGGGAUCCGCGGGUUAAGUGCCUGGCGCUGGGUAUUUCUCCUCGAGGGAUUAGUGACAGUCAUCUUCUGUCCGGCAAUAUACCUCCUCCUACCAGAUUAUCCCAAAUCGGCCACGUCUGCGAAAUGGCUUACCCCAGACGAGCAGGAGUAUCUCGAGCAGCGACUUAGUUAUAACGCACCCCGCGCAGCAGACCCGGACUUUUCACUACGGGAAGUUAUAAACGCACUUCGUGAUCCAAAGAUAUACCUCUUCACGGCAUGCCAGUUCCUACUGAACAUCGCCGGGUACGGGCUUAGCUGGCAACUUCCAACUAUAACAACAUCGCUUGGAUUCGCAAGUCUGCCACGGAACCAGCUGCUGAAUAUCCCACCGGCGGCUGCAACGGUUGUGGGGAUUAUAAUUGCCGCGCGAUUCAUGCGAUACGCAGUAAUAACGCGCCCGCUAUUCUGCCAAAUCUUGAAUGCCGUUACGCUGCUGUUCUUUAUUAUCCUCUGCAUACCUGUUUCAGCGGGUGGGCGGUAUGCAGCUUGUGUGCUGGGGACGGCGUUCUACUAUGUGUACUUCAUUCCGUUCUGGGCGUGGAGGUCUGCUGGGUUGGUUGGGGCGACGGGGACGGCGUUUGCGAUUGCGCUGCAGACGGCGGUGGCGCAGGUUGGGGGUGUUAUUGCGCCGCAGGUGUUUCAGGGGAAGUAUGCAGCGGAUGAUUAUCGCGUUUCGUUUAUUGUUUGUGUGGCUUGUGUGGUUGGGGCGAUGGUUUCAGGGCAGGUGCUCUGGCAUUUGUCCAGGAAUGUAGAGAAGGACGUACUACUUGUUAGAAGACGGAGGAUUGCUGCCGACAAGGAGGGGACCGUUUGGACUGGGGAGGAUGUGAAGGUGCAGAGUGCGAGAUAG
This is a messenger RNA of Aspergillus versicolor CBS 583.65, 1485 nucleotides long. RefSeq lists its product as uncharacterized. Gene Ontology annotation, molecular function: transmembrane transporter activity. The record is from RefSeq and is a predicted model, not a curated record. The coding region runs from base 1 to 1485 and encodes 494 amino acids. NCBI's taxonomy places the organism in Eukaryota, Fungi, Ascomycota, Eurotiomycetes, Eurotiales, Aspergillaceae. The transcript is spliced from 2 exons. Gene Ontology annotation, cellular component: membrane. Gene Ontology annotation, biological process: transmembrane transport.